AUUCUUAAGGGCUCGCUGCAUUGCCCAAUGUGUGUUUGAAUAACAAGAAAUUUAGCUGACAUAUAAGAAAAUUCACUUUGUUCUCAGAAUAUUAAAAGUUUAUAUCCAGUCGAUUCUGUUAUUAAAUUAGCACAACUAUAAAAAGGAAAUAAGGUAAAUUUUAAGUCCUAAGUAAAACUUUAGUAGUAUUACAAAUUGAACAUUUAGCUGAAUGAGUUUCCUUAUGUUAAAUUAUAGGUAAAUACAUUCAAUUAAUCAAUUUCUCUAGUUUAUCAAGAGUUGCUCUGCAGUUUGACGUAUCCAAGGAUACUAGAAAACAAUAUCGAAUUUUUCCUGAAUAGCUUUUCCUCUAGAACAACAUCCAUAAUGUGCAAUUGCUUUGAAUUAUUUCAUAAAUCCUUUUAGUUAUGGAAAUUGAUAAAGAGGAUUUUUCAACUUAUAAUGGAUUAAAUAAAAAAAAGUCAAAGUUAAUUUUACACGUAGAUUUGAGAAAUACUAUAUUAGUAGCCGACAGUGUAACCUCAACGACGGUUGAGCAGGGCCUCAACUCUUAUAUGACAUGUGUUGCCUGGGGUAAAGUGAACGAGAAUUCCGAAUGGAGAUGGAUUAAUGAUAAACUCAGUGUCGAACCUCCAGAUUCAAAUGCAAUAAGCUAUUAUUCUUAUCUCGAAAGUAAAUUAGUACGAAAUGCAAGGAAUAGAGCUGCCUUACGAAAAGCUACAGGAGAUUUUACACAAACACCAAUUGGAUCUCAAUUUUAUGAUAUAUUUGAAAAACAUAGAAAAAUCUUAGAAUGGAAACAUAAUAACGUACAGUAUUUAACUUUGGCUAACUCAUAUCACUACGCCUUACCAUCAUUUCUGGAGUGCUUGUAUAAGCUGCAGGAAGACAAACGAGACUACUCUGUGAUAAUUCGAACGUAUGGAUUGGAUGCUAGGAACAUGCUCAAAGCAUUACAUUCGACUACCAAAGGUAACCAUCCGAGCUUUAAAAGUGUGUAUAUAAUGGAAUUAUUCUAA
Dimorphilus gyrociliatus is the source of this 1019-nucleotide messenger RNA. Lineage: Eukaryota; Metazoa; Annelida; Polychaeta; Dinophilidae. The record is from the annotation of a GenBank genome assembly.